GUUUUUGCGCACGCGUCCUUCAACCUAGCAGCAGAGCUGCUGUUUCAAUAUGGCGUCGCUUGGUGUCCCCCGGUGGGCACGGGCCCUUUGCAAGGGGAAUCGACAAAGUAUUACAGCAUUUUUAUCUGGGGCAAGGGCAGCCUCUGGAAUCUCGAAAGAUGUGUUGCCUGGCCCAUACCCCAACACCCCAGAGGAGAGGGCUGCAGCCGCAAAGAAGUACAAUAUGACAGUGGAUGAUUACGAGCCGUACCCUAAUGAAGGCAUGGGUUAUGGCGAUUACCCGAAGUUGCCAGCAAGAUCCCAGCACGAGAGAGAUCCUUGGUACCAAUGGGACCACCCUGACCUCAGGAGGAACUGGGGAGAGCCGAUGCACUGGGAUUUUGACAUGUUCAUAAGGAACCGUGUGGACACCUCUCCCAGCCCUGUUGACUGGUCAACUAUGUGCAAACAACUGUUUGGCUUUGUCGGGAUAAUGCUGUUUCUGUUCUAUCUUGGGGAGAAAUUUCCUGCCUACCAGCCUGUGGCUCCUAAACAGUAUCCCUACAAAAACCUGUACCUGGAAAGAGGAGGAGACCCUAAUAAAGAGGCAGAAGAAGUCAAACAUUAUGAAAUCUGAGUAUUUCUGUCCCCUUUACUCUGUAUAUGUGUUAUUUUAAUAAAUUACUUAUGACCAAG
Molecule: messenger RNA, 675 nt
Organism: Conger conger (European conger)
Lineage: Eukaryota; Metazoa; Chordata; Actinopteri; Anguilliformes; Congridae
Gene: ndufb8
Product: NADH:ubiquinone oxidoreductase subunit B8
Exons: 5
Coding region: 50-616 (188 amino acids)
Biological process (GO): mitochondrial electron transport, NADH to ubiquinone
Cellular component (GO): mitochondrion
Source: RefSeq, a predicted model, not a curated record